Molecule: messenger RNA, 819 nt
Organism: Drosophila innubila
Lineage: Eukaryota; Metazoa; Arthropoda; Insecta; Diptera; Drosophilidae
Product: lysozyme 2
Exons: 2
Coding region: 198-683 (161 amino acids)
Molecular function (GO): lysozyme activity
Source: RefSeq, a predicted model, not a curated record
AAUCGGGUUAGAUUAUUUAACUAUUCUGGAAGUAAUUUCAUUUCCCGUUUUACAUACAGCUUUUAAGCCAGAGUGAUUAUAAAGCUUGUUUUGUGACCAGAGGCAACAAAAGUGAACAAACAAACGUCGAAACAUUUCAGUUGCUCGAGAACUGUUGAACAUAUCGAGUCGGAAAGUGAUUCAAAAAUUGCUGAAAAAUGUCUAAAAACAGCAGCUUGUUGUUGUGUCUCUGUGUGGCAUUGACUGUGGGCGUGGCAGUGUCGAAUUCUGAGGAUAAGAAACCCAUCACGGAGACAUGUUUGGGUUGCAUGUGUGAGGCAUUAAGUGGUUGCAAUGCCACGGCGAUAUGUGUGAAUGGGGCAUGUGGAAUCUUCAGACUCACCUGGGAUCAGUGGGUUGAUUCGGGGCGCUUAACACUACCUGGGGAAUCGCCCCUAUCAGAGAACUCAUUCACGAACUGCGCGAAUGAUCCAUAUUGUGCCGCGGAUACCCUACAAAGUUAUAUGGUCAAGUAUGGACAGGACUGUAAUAAUGAUGAGCGUCAGGAUUGCCUCGAUUAUAAUGCCAUACAUUAUAUGGGUCCAUUCAAUUGUCAGGCCGAUAUGCCCUACACCUACGAAAGCAUCUUCAAAAGGUGCAUCAAGCGAGUGCAACGAGAACACCAACAACAACAACAACAAUAACAACAGCAGCCACAACAACUGUCUGAAACUUGAAUUAAUUUUUUAUUGUAAUUGCUUUUAUUUAUUCUAGGAAAUUACAGUCAACUGACUGUAUAGAAUUUAGUAUUUAUACUACGAGUAUAUGAGAAUAUCCGCA